This is a messenger RNA of Colletotrichum graminicola M1.001, 1263 nucleotides long. RefSeq lists its product as uncharacterized. Gene Ontology annotation, cellular component: membrane. NCBI's taxonomy places the organism in Eukaryota, Fungi, Ascomycota, Sordariomycetes, Glomerellales, Glomerellaceae. The transcript has a single exon. The coding region runs from base 1 to 1263 and encodes 420 amino acids. Gene Ontology annotation, molecular function: hexosyltransferase activity. The record is from RefSeq and is a predicted model, not a curated record.
AUGUGGGCGUCGCUUAGUCGAUGCAUUCAGAGAAAGUUCUUUCGUGUCUUUGCAGCCUGUUUCAUCAUCUUCCUCGGCCUUGCCUUUCACCUUACCCAGCACACCCAGCAGAAACACCACGAGCCGUUCGUGGCCCCCAUCACGAAGCCCAUCGUCCAUGGCAACCCCGUGGAUGGCCUGCCGGAGCCCUCCUAUGCUCUUGACCCCUUCCCCUACUCACCUCAGCAGCCUUCAACAACAAACGGCACCACCGAUGAGCCCCCAAAACCCUGGCUCGCGGCGGUCAUCUCCACAGCAUCAGAUGCCAAGCGCCGGACGCUCAUUCGGUCAACAUGGAUGAGAAUCUUCAAGGACGUGCCGUUCGACGGACGCUUUGUGGUGUCCAACCCGGGGCCUCAGUGGACCGAAAUGGUGGCCAAGGAGAACCGCACCUUUGGGGACAUAAUUGUGCUCGAUCACGUAGCCGAGGACGAUGUUACCGCCAACACCAUCAAGACUCUCGAGUUUUUCAAGUGGCUGGUCAACCACGACGUCAAAUACGAGUUCGUCUCCAAGAUGGACACUGACCUAUGGCUCAACGCUCGCGGGUUCUGGGACCGCUUCCUUGUACCGAGACUAUUGAAGGAUGCCGCUUUGGGGACUCUGAAAAGCACGGUUCGGAAAACCGUUAUCGGCGAGCUCUACUACUCUCCCACUUGGGACCUCGUCUUCCCUCAUGGAGCUAUGUACACUGUCACUUGGGACAUGAUCAAGCUCCUGGUACGUCUUCAGAGCGAGCAAGGUGUGGUUACCGGGGAGGAUAUGGCCGUGGCUACUCUCAUGCUGCACGGGCGCGAGAGGGCCAACUUUGUCAACUUCAGGGGCACGGAGAAGUUUGAUUACGACGACGAGGACGCCCGGCACGACGGUACGGCAUGGGCGAGGAGGAAGACGCACCCGGACGCCAUUCAGCAUGCCCUAGUCGGUGGCGAGGCCAUCGCGAUUCACCAGCUGAAGGACGAGAACCUGUGGUUGAAGGUCGCCGACUGCUUCGACGAAAAGGGAAUCAAGCCGGCACCGCAGACCUCGCAGUCGGAGUCAGAGUCUCAGAAGCCCAUGUCGGUGCAAUGGCAUGACUUCUGGUUCUGGAUGGGAGUCUCGGAUCGCUACGACGCAAGGUUCAGCAGGAUUCCAGAUCUUUUGUGGACGAAAGAGGACGGGCACUGGAUAUGCGAUGGGAUAUGGGACCUAGGGGAGAACAAAACGGGAUUUACAGCGGAAUAA